Molecule: messenger RNA, 1080 nt
Organism: Trichogramma pretiosum
Lineage: Eukaryota; Metazoa; Arthropoda; Insecta; Hymenoptera; Trichogrammatidae
Product: tankyrase-1-like
Exons: 2
Coding region: 1-1080 (359 amino acids)
Molecular function (GO): protein binding
Source: RefSeq, a predicted model, not a curated record
AUGUUAUCUAACAAGAUUUUUGACGAUGUGAACGCGUCUAGAUACAAAGUUUUUUACCACGCUCUCUUCCAUGAUUUUGAAACUCUUCCCCGUGUUGCUAAUGCUGUAAUGCAAGAUAAAACCCUAUUUCCUUGUGGCAAGGAAUUUUUAAAAUUAGCAUUGCAAGGGAGGGAAUUAAAAAAGCUGGUUAAGGAUUUGGUAGAUUAUAUUUUGGAAGAUGCAUCGGAAAAUUACCACGACGAUCACGGUUACUCGUAUCUACACGGUGCCUGCAUGACUGGCAACGUGGCUGCGGUUCUUCGUUUCACGAGUCAAGGCGCGGACGUCGCUCUCGACAACUACGAGUACUCGCCAUUGCACAUCGCCGUCCAGUAUAAGAACACAGAAAUCGUUGAGAUCUUAUUAAAGCACGGAGCAAAUCCGAAUCGUCGAGACGGCAAUCAGUCGACACCCUUGCACCGACUUGUGCAAGUUCAGCGGUGUCUAUGCGAGUGCGACUAUGGUUGUCUCUCUUGUGCCGAUAAAAAGCCAGCCGAUGAAAUCGUCGCCAUGCUCACGAAGAGCGGAGCAAAUAUCGAAGCUCGCAAUUAUUUCGGAGAUACUCCUUUGCAGGCGGCGGUGUCACGUUUUAACGUCGAUCUUACGCGAUUACUUCUGCAGCACGGAGCAACACUGAGCAGUCUGAGCGAGCGCAAAAUGUUUAAUAGGUACUUCAGUAGAGCUGAAAUUAAAAACUAUCCUUUAACCGCGAACAUUAUUAAGGUGGUGCAAUUGUUGCAGUCAGCUGGUUACAAAUUGGAUUUGUAUUCAAGACUCGAUAUGAUCAGAUGUUGGAUGAAAGCUAGAGAAAAUUCGAAAUUGGACGAUGAAAGCACAGUAAACUUUUUGAUAAGGCCACAUUUGGAACUGUUUGCGGCGGAUCUCUUUAUGACUGAUUAUUGCACAUUACAUUUGCCGUACGUCGCUUGCCGCAAAGUUGCUGAACACAUGAGCGACGAGGAUCUAUUUCGUUUAUACAAGAAUACAGAGGAAGAUAAUCUACGAUCGUUGCCAAGGCCAAAAAGACGACGCAUUUUGUAA